AUGGAUGGAGAAAUCGAAGAUUAUUUGUUAUCGUUCCACAAAACAGACCUAUUACAAAUCCUAGAAAAUGAUGAUACAUCAAAACACUUUUCAUUGAAUAUAAAUUUCAUCUUGCUUUACGAACAUAAACCAGAUUCAGUAGUGAAAUUACUGAAUGAGCCAGAAAAAUGUUUGGUUGAAUGGGACAAAGCUGCUUUAAGAUCUCAAAUGGUUUUGCUGAAAGAUGCAGACAUGAAAUGCCAAUUGAAGAAUCACGUCCACUGUCGAAUUUUUCACUUGCCGUAUUGGCCUGCAGUCAGGAGAACAACUUUUCCUGGAAAUAGAGAUGUUGGGAAAUUUUUUCAACUUUCAGGUACUGUGAUGCGUGUUACAUCUCCAAAACUCCUGGAAUUUCAACGCAGUUACAUUUGUGUAAAAUGUAAAACCCCAGUAGAAGUGACAGCAGAAUAUGACAGAAAAUACAUGAUAACACAACCUACAGAAUGUGAAAAUGAUUGUGGAGGAAAGAAUUUCGUGAAUUUCGGCGGUUUGGACAGUGAAAAUUGCAGAGACUACCAAGAAAUAAAGAUACAAGAACAAGUGAAACAAUUAGGAAUGGGGUCGAUGCCUGAUGUAAUGUUGGUCACCCUUGAAGACGAUUUGGUGGAUUUUUGCAAACCAGGCGAUAACGUGACAAUAUGUGGCGUACUCAAGCGUAGAUGGGGCGAAUUCGUGAAAGGCAAACUGAUAGAGAUCGACUUGUCGUUCAAGGCCAAUCACGUGCAAGUCGACAACAGCAGCGCAUCCAUGACGGUUUCCACACCGGAAGUCAGACAAAUGUUCGGCGACUUCUGGGAGAAAUACAAGGGGAACCCGCUGGAAGGGCGGGACGUGAUUUUGAAGUCGUUUUGUACGCAAUUGUACGGCCUCUAUUUGGUGAAACUGGCCAUGGCCGUGGUGUUGGCCGGCGGCGGCCAAUCUGCGCCUGCGCCGGCCACCGGCGAAUCGACUUCGGCCGCCUUCCGCACCCGAUCUGAAUCCCAUUUGCUAAUGGUCGGAGAUCCGGGCACAGGCAAGUCGCAGCUGCUCAGGUUCGCCACCAAAAUCAUCCCUCGCUCAGUGUUGACCACCGGGGUUGGAUCUACAGCGGCAGGGUUGACUGUAACCGCUACCAUGGAACAAGGCGAAUGGCACCUGGAAGGUGGCGCUUUGGUGAUGGCCGAUGGUGGAAUUUGCUGUAUUGACGAAUUCAAUUCGAUGAAGGAGCACGACCGAACCACCAUUCACGAGGCCAUGGAACAACAAACCAUCAGUGUUGCCAAGGCCGGCAUUGUCGCCAAACUGAACACGCGUUGUUCGAUUUUAGCAGCUUGCAACCCAAAAGGUAACAUCGACCCAUCGCAAUCGGUAGCCAUGAACGUCGCGUUGCCCAGCCCGUUGCUGAGCCGCUUCGAUCUGAUCCUGAUGCUCAGAGACGUGGUCGACGACGAAUGGGACGAAAGGGUAGCCGACUACAUUCUCAACGGCGGACACGAAUUCUCCAAGUUGACCGACAGCGGUCUGUGGACUGUGGAUGUCUUACAAUCGUAUUUUGUUACGAUCAAGAAACUAGACCCCAAACUGACAGAAGACGCAGAAACCAUUCUUGGCGCGUAUUAUCAAAUGCAGAGAGGGAUCGACAGUAGAAACAAAGCCAGAACUACGGUGCGUUUAUUGGAGAGUUUAGUGAGGUUAUCUCGAGGUCACGCCAGGCUGAUGUUUCACGAAAAAAUCGAGGUGGUGGACAGCAUUUACGCCAUAAUAUUGUCGGAUAUCGCGAUGGAUCGCGAUUCCGCCAUACUGAAUUUGAACAUCACCAUGAAUAGUGUGUUUCCCGAAAGGCCUAUGGUCGAUUACAAAACGAUGUUGGAGGCCAUUUUGACUAGAUUGCAGUUGACGGAGAUACUCGAGAGGGAACUAAAGGCGAUUCCUAAGAUUAAUUACGGUACUGUUCAGUCUAGAUUUUUCCACGGAAAUCCGAAUAGUGAAAACAUAGACCCUAUUGUUGUGCCUGAAGAACAUCAGCAAAUCGAAUCUAACGAAUUUGCCAACUUGUCAAUCACUGAUAAUAUGCCACAUAAUUCAAAUGGAGUAUUGAAUAUAACUAAAACCAGUAUACCAGACGAAGGCUAUGACACAGCUUCCAAACCUGGACCUAGUGUUCUCAAAACGAAAUCAAACAAUGAAAUCAACCACUCUGAUUCGUCGAACUUACAUUUAAAUGAUGAUCUCAAUGAAGAAAACUCUCGAAACUUAGAAGUCCACAUAAGAAAGAACCAAUCAGACGCUUCUAAUUCUAGGCUGAAGGAAACUGAUGAAAAUGCACCACUGGGCAUUUCAAGGCCUUCACAAGAUUUUUUGGAAGGUAGAAAAACUACAAAAAAACUAAAUGUGGAAGGCAAAGGCGAAAAGACAAAAAAUACUGAGAAGAUCCAGAAACAAAGCAAACCGAAUAUUUUCGAUACUGACAUCGAUGAUGGCUGUGAUGAAGAAGAUUCAUUCAUUGGACUCAAUCAUAUUGAUCAAAACCACAAGAACAAAUUAGAAUCUGGGCUCACUAGGAAAAAAUCGGAGUUCAUUGGAGCUGAAACAAAUGGAGCUGUGAAGGAUAACACAGUUGAUAUUUCAGAGCCUUCACAAGAUCGUUUGAAAAAUACAAACAAAGACCAUUAUGGGAGCAAGAGUCCACUAGAAGAUGACGUAGCAUCGAGAAGUACCAACACUAAAACUAGUCACGAUAUCUCUGCAGAACCUGGACCUAGUGGUGUGAAAUCAAAUAUCAGAAAGCAGCAGAGUAAAGUGAAUAGUUUCGAUGUGGACAUCGAUUUCGGCUGUGAUGAAAUGAAUUCGCUCAGUUUCGAAAUGGACAAUUCGUUCAGUGGAAAAGACCACAACCAGAAGGGCAACUCGGUAUCUGUUGAUCCAGAGUUACCUAAGAAGAGACCAAAGCUGGAUGAUAUUGAAAGUAUUGUGACUGAAAAGAAGAGGCCAAGGAAUGACAAAUUGAAGAAAUUCGAAUUUGUGCGUCGUCAUAAGUCUGUAGAUCCACCAGUACAAGAUCCAGUCGCUUGUUCUGGUAACCUCGUUGGAAAUGAAGAAAAAUCAGAAAAAGGAAGCCGAACCAACUCUGCCGACUUCAUUCAGAACGAUUUGCAAAUGCUGAAAUACAUGCCGGGAAUCAACGAUGAUUUCGGCAUCGAUUUGGAUUUCGAUUGGGAUAAUUUCGAUGGUAAAUCUAUGGAGAAAAAAAGCGACCAAUUCUCAACUUCUCAUUCCACUGGAAGUUUUGAGAAAAAUCAACGACUUAGUCAAACUUCAAAUAUGUUCGAGUCUGAAGAUAAUCUCGAAACUACUGAUCUAGAAAUCUGA
Molecule: messenger RNA, 3387 nt
Organism: Phaedon cochleariae (mustard beetle)
Lineage: Eukaryota; Metazoa; Arthropoda; Insecta; Coleoptera; Chrysomelidae
Source: the annotation of a GenBank genome assembly